UAUGUCCAGCUACAGAAGGUUAUUCCGUGCCCAGCGCCUAAUAAAUUUGAUGAAGGCCAAUCGCGGAAUGACCAGUACUGGCAAGCAACCGAUUUUCGAUGUGGAGACAAGAAAGGACUUCGAGCAACGUGUGAUCAACAGCGAUCGGCCGGUGGUUGUGGACUUUCAUGCCAGCUGGUGCUGUCCCUGCAAGGCCCUGGCCCCUCGACUGGAGAACGUUGUGUCCGAGCAGGAAGGUCGAGUGAGAUUGGCCCGGGUCGAUAUUGAUGAGCACGGGGAACUGGCCUUGGACUACAAUGUGGGGUCCGUUCCCUCGCUGGUGGUCAUCAGCAACGGCAAGGUGGUAAAUCGAAUGGUAGGCCUUCAGACCAGCGAAUACCUACGUAAGUGGCUCCAUAAGGCGGUGCCACAACCGCCACCUGAGGAUACGGAGAACUAGAUCAGCAUGUAUCUAGGGAGUGAUAACACGUUCUUUGUAGGCUUGCAUUCAGUUUUAUUAAACCACGUACUCAGCAA
Molecule: messenger RNA, 516 nt
Organism: Drosophila yakuba
Lineage: Eukaryota; Metazoa; Arthropoda; Insecta; Diptera; Drosophilidae
Product: thioredoxin, mitochondrial
Exons: 2
Coding region: 2-439 (145 amino acids)
Biological process (GO): cell redox homeostasis
Cellular component (GO): mitochondrion
Molecular function (GO): protein-disulfide reductase activity
Source: RefSeq, a predicted model, not a curated record